Messenger RNA from Puccinia graminis f. sp. tritici CRL 75-36-700-3, 1604 nucleotides. RefSeq lists its product as uncharacterized. The transcript has 2 exons. The record is from RefSeq and is a predicted model, not a curated record. Lineage: Eukaryota; Fungi; Basidiomycota; Pucciniomycetes; Pucciniales; Pucciniaceae. The coding region runs from base 30 to 1463 and encodes 477 amino acids.
CCACAGCAAAGCCAAGCCAGUCAAGAACGAUGUCUCAUUUCUCAAAGCUACUCAAAGAAUCCAAAGUGGUCGGCUCGGUGGACACGAAACUAGAACAGGUCUACACCUCCUACAAUGGACAUCUCAACUCAAGAGACUUCGGCUUGAAGCGAUCACUCCCACCCAAACUGAGUCCGAGGUCACCAUGGAUCCGACUGAAAUCAUUGGACACACCCUAUCGGCAGGUCGAUUAUCGCUCGGCUGCGGCCGAAACAUCCCUUGUCCAGAUGUGGCGUCAGAUGGAGAUCGGGGUCAAGACCGCCAGGAAGAACCAUGCCCCACCUACUUUGGCACCCGAACCACGCCCGAUUCGAAUCGAAUUCAGCUGGUUUGAUGAGGGGAGUAGGGAGGCUGCACUCUCGGACGCCAGGGUUUCUGGAAGGUUUUCAGUAAACAGUGCUCAAUCAAACCCUCGAGCUGAAAAGGGAAGGAUGAAACAUAUUUGGCAGAUGCAUCAAUCUCAAUUCAACCAGUUCUUGGAAGUCAUGCGGACUCGAAGACAAGCAUUCAAAGAGUUCUUAGAGAAUAAGGAGAAUAAUCGAAAAUCAGCCCAACUUAAUGAUCCCGACGCACCAAAGGCAACAAUUGAUCUAUACCAAUAUGCGCAAGGAAACCCGGAUCAAAUCCGACGAGACAUAGAAGAAUUUCUCGAACAUGUUACUGAGAACGAAACGGUUGAAGAAACAAAUCUAGACAUACUUCCGAUGACUCAUCCCAAUCUCGGGUUGAAUUAUGCACACUUUGAUCAGCUGCACAACGAACGCUUAACACCCGCGAUCCCGGGAAGAAUACUGGAUCAAGCCGAUAUCAAGUCGAGUCGACAGAACGUGAGCUUUGCGGGGAUUGUGGGCUCUCUCCAGCGUUCAUCUCACAUCGACCUACCCUCGACCUCCUUCGAGCCUGAUUCGAACGGAUACCAUAAUCUGGAGCAAGGCAAGGCGAAGUUCAGGGUCGAGUCAGCUUCGAUUGACCCCUACGAUUUACCGAGCGAAUUCGACUUCCAAGGAUUCAAUAACCAAGUCGACCAGCCGGUCCGAUACCAUGACCCCAGAGACAAACCAAGAGCUCUAGGGACGAACCGAUUGAAGGUGAAUGUCAGAGAAGGCACUCACAGUGAUUCGACUCGAGUCAACGCUCAGACCAAGAUCGGUAGUAUCGACUGGGUCGGAAAUCCUCCACCUAAACGACAGGGUACCAUCGUCCUCGACUUCCUUAACUCGAUCACUCGCAACUUCCAACCCACUUCAUCAUCUACCUCAUCAAACCCUAAUAAUCCGGCUGCCAAUGAUUCGACUAGACAACAGGCAUCAUCUGCAGGCGCUAAUAAUCAGAAAAAUCGGUUCGGCCAGAUGCAGAAUGAUCAAUUGAUGAAGGUUCUUAAAGGCUUGGUCGGGAAACCACCAUCUGACUCUGGAUCUAAUUAAAAGCAUUCUCUUUCUUUUCGUAUAAUAAAUGAUUGUUCAAUCAUGAACCUGAUUGGGUUUUUUUGCUGCAUCCACAUGUAAUCAAAGCUACAAAACAAGACAUAAAACCUAACUUGGUCCAAUGUAACCUGAGAAAGUCUU